AUGGUCGGCUCACAAGUCGAAAAGAAGAGAAAACGGGCAUCGGACCGGCAUGACAGACCAAGCAAAAAACCUGCCAUCCACUCCAACCCUGAGCCAGCAAAGGUUCAGUACUUGAAAAACACUGCAGGACAUGUCCCUAUCAUCGCUUCUUCGCCUGGCCUCACGGUCCCUGAAACAUUACCUUUAAACACAUAUAUAAAACCGCGACAACAGCGCAUGAAGCACACCGAGAAUGCGAAUCUAGCCAUGACAGAAGCAUUAUUGCAUACCUCUGGACACCCCAAGCUUAAUUUCACCGGUAGAGAAGGCGAGAACCAGCUGGAUAACCUGUUGAACCACUAUCUUGCGGUCUACGACCCAGAGGACAAUACCGUCCAGCUCCUGGAGGCUAGGAAAAUGAUGAUACGAGGAUGUCCGCGAGAAGCCAUCGAGGAAGUGGAAGAAGAAUCCGAAGGAGAGGGCACUGUAUGUUUAUAUUUCUAUCCAUCUGUAGUGGCGGGCUAUAUGCUAACAAGUUGGAAAACACAGAAAACUGUACUGUCUCAAAAGGCCGCAUUGGCAGCAGCUUUUGGAACAAAGCUUGCCCGCAAAGCAGUUGCCGCCAUAACAGAAAACGCUUUAACGUCGAACGCCUCAGCUCCAUCCACUCAAGCAGCAGAAUCAGCUCUGAUCUCGUCCAUGCCUCAGGAUGACAUGACAAACGCGGCAGCAGAGAGGUCUGCCCAGGCUGAAAUCCAGGCUUCCAAACCACUCCCCCAACCGAACCUAUCCGCCACACAACCUGCAGAUGUUUAUAGUAUCGAAAGCCUGGUUCCCAGUGGUCUGCUUACACUGCGCAAAAUACCGGUGCAAGACUGGCAGGCUGCCGUUGCUGCUUCAGAAGGUAUAACUACCUCAUCACGCUUUGUAGCAAACAGAGUUGAAGCAGCUGUUCAAUCUGGCGAUAAAACUGUGGUGCAAUUGCUUCGUUUCAUAUUGAUUCUGAUCGAGUUCUCUCGAUCACUCAAACGAUCUCCUGGUGGUGGUCGUGGACUUGAUAGCAGGAAGCUUCCUCCUCGUGAGGACUUGCGCCAUAUUCUUUCCACGGCAGUUGAUUCAGAGACAAACACCACGCCCACAAUAACAGAUUCGUUCCUGGACUCGAUACGUCGGAAGUUUGUGCCUCAGGGCUCGUUCCUUUCACGAAAUGACAUCACAUUGUUGCAUACCACUAUAUGUGCUAUGUCGUUGCAUAUCCCGCCUGCUUCUGGGAAGACAGGAGGAAGCAAUGUGAGUGAGCUUGCCACUGACCCGGCAGAUUUACGUGAUGACCUGCGGCUGGAGAACGAUACAAUCCUGAAGUAUUUCCGGGAAUUGGGCUGCAAGGUUGAUAAGCCUAGGGAAUCGGAGUUUGCUAAGUGGAGCAUCAAGGGUGGUAAGGCAGAAGCUGCUUCGAGGAGAAUUGCAAGGCUGAAGAUUCCUGUCGAAUUCCCCAAGAUGAGCAGAGGAAGGGCGCCGAGAAGGUAG
This is a messenger RNA of Trichophyton benhamiae CBS 112371, 1506 nucleotides long. RefSeq lists its product as uncharacterized. Gene Ontology annotation, cellular component: RNA polymerase I complex. Gene Ontology annotation, molecular function: DNA binding. Gene Ontology annotation, biological process: transcription elongation by RNA polymerase I; RNA polymerase I preinitiation complex assembly; nucleolar large rRNA transcription by RNA polymerase I. NCBI's taxonomy places the organism in Eukaryota, Fungi, Ascomycota, Eurotiomycetes, Onygenales, Arthrodermataceae. The record is from RefSeq and is a predicted model, not a curated record. The coding region runs from base 1 to 1506 and encodes 501 amino acids. The transcript has 2 exons.